Molecule: messenger RNA, 357 nt
Organism: Miscanthus lutarioriparius
Lineage: Eukaryota; Viridiplantae; Streptophyta; Magnoliopsida; Poales; Poaceae
Source: the annotation of a GenBank genome assembly
AUGUGGGGAGAAUGCUACAACAGCCAAGGACAUGUGCUGGGGAAGGGAGGGGACGCCAGGAACAUCGGAGAGGCGAGGGGCGACCACCGCCGGUAUCUCGUCGCGGACGUCGCGAGACAACUGUGCUUCUCCUCUCAAGUUCCGGUGGCUGGAUCAAGCGGCGAAUCGGUUAAAGCAUUGCCACCCUUGUCCGCGUCGGGCAACACCCAUUGCCGUGGGGUCGCGCUUGCCAUCGCAGACGCGACCGCGACGAACGAGAUGGCAACUGCCGCAGCUGCAAGGAGGGGUGAGCGACGGCUUCGGGGCUGCUAUGAAUGGGACGAUUUGCUGUGCGCCUGCACCGAGGAGGUCCCGUAG